Quercus lobata is the source of this 1626-nucleotide messenger RNA. It is a transcript of the gene APG3, whose product is annotated as Peptide chain release factor 1. Gene Ontology annotation, cellular component: chloroplast. The coding region runs from base 103 to 1353 and encodes 416 amino acids. Gene Ontology annotation, molecular function: translation release factor activity, codon specific. NCBI's taxonomy places the organism in Eukaryota, Viridiplantae, Streptophyta, Magnoliopsida, Fagales, Fagaceae. Gene Ontology annotation, biological process: thylakoid membrane organization; chloroplast organization; translational termination. The transcript is spliced from 15 exons. The record is from RefSeq and is a predicted model, not a curated record.
AUUACCAAACGCUCCCACUCUUUUUCUUUUUUGUUUAUCCCAAACUUAUAGCGUAGAAGCUUUAUACGUGUGCCUCACAAUUCUGCUGAAACUGUGAAGGCAAUGGAUAGCUUAACAACGAGCCCAACAGCUCGGAUUUUGACUACUCUGACCCAGUUCCCAACACGACAUGACCACCGACCCAGAAGAGGUUGUCUUGUCCUUCGACCUUCUCGUACACUUCGCAGAGCUCCAAGUAUCGUUUGCAUGGCGGAACCAUAUUUGAUAACGAAGCUGGAGUCUGCUGAGAAGACUUGGAAAGACCUAUCGGUCAAGUUAGCUGAUCCAGACGUCGUCUCAAAUCCCAGUGAAUACCAAAAGCUGGCACAAUCUAUGGCUGAGCUUGAUGAGGUUGUGUCAACCUUUAGAAGUUUGAAGGACUGUGAGAAGCAGUUAGAAGAGGCAAAAGCUUUAGCAAAAGAGAAUGGCACUGAUGAGGAUAUGGCAGAGAUGAUAACUUAUGAAAUUAAGUCUUUAUCCAAUCAACUCAAAGAGCUUGAGGAGAAACUAAAGGUGUUACUGCUACCCUCCGAUCCUCUCGAUGCAAGAAAUAUAAUGAUUGAAGUAAGGGCGGGUACUGGUGGCGAUGAGGCUGGAAUAUGGGCCGGUGAUCUUGUCCGUAUGUAUCAGAAGUACAGUGAACGAAAUUCUUGGAAGUGCACCCCCUUAUCAAGCUCAGAUGCUGAAAAAGGAGGAUUUAAAACUUUUGUGAUGGAGAUCAAAGGGAAUCGUGUCUUCAGCAAAUUAAAAUAUGAGUCUGGUGUUCAUCGGGUUCAACGUGUUCCUCAGACAGAAACGCAGGGUCGUGUGCAUACGUCUACUGCAACUGUAGCCAUAAUGCCAGAGGUGGAUGACGUUGAGGUGGUGAUCGACCCAAAAGAUAUUGAACUAACAACAGCGAGGUCUGGGGGUGCAGGAGGCCAGAAUGUCAACAAGGUGGAGACAGCUGUUGAUCUUGUCCACAAACCAACAGGAAUUCGCAUCUUUUGCACUGAAGAAAGGACUCAACUCAGGAACAAGGAUCGUGCUUUUCAGUUGUUGAGAGCAAAAUUGUAUGAGAUGAAAGUAAGGGAGCAACAAGAAAAGAUAAGCAGUCAACGGAAAUCACAGGUUGGCACAGGUUCUCGUGCGGAAAAGAUUCGAACGUAUAAUUUUAAGGACAAUAGGGUUACUGACCACCGGCUAAAGAUGAACUUUGAGCUCACCUCUUUCCUUGAUGGUGAUAUAGAGACUGCAGUCCAGGCUUGUGCUGCUACAGAGCAGAAGGAACUACUAGAGGAACUCGCAGAGUCCACAGUUGCUCCAACUGGCUAAUUAGCAGCAUCUAUGGCAAGUGAUUAGUAAAUUCAGGUUUUUGGAUCAGAUACGCAGGAAACCAUUAAUAAAGUUUCUCAAAAAAAAAAGUUGCUCUUAGCAAAUGAAGGAAACGAUGUCUGCCCCCAAAACCUGUUUACAUGAAAACAUUCUUCUGUAAUUGGCUGAUAUGUUUGAUUAGAAGACCCUUAUUUUAUUUUAUAUGUAUGUACAGAUGAAAUGAGGAAAUGGUUUCUAUUGAAAUUGUAAGAUAAAGGGUAUUCAUAUCUGAAA